Messenger RNA from Aspergillus wentii DTO 134E9, 4431 nucleotides. It is a transcript of the gene abcB, whose product is annotated as putative ABC multidrug transporter. Bases 1 to 4431 code for a protein of 1476 amino acids. Gene Ontology annotation, cellular component: membrane. Gene Ontology annotation, biological process: transmembrane transport. The record is from RefSeq and is a predicted model, not a curated record. The transcript is spliced from 13 exons. Lineage: Eukaryota; Fungi; Ascomycota; Eurotiomycetes; Eurotiales; Aspergillaceae. Gene Ontology annotation, molecular function: ATP hydrolysis activity; ABC-type transporter activity; ATP binding.
AUGUCUUCUCCCUCGUGUCUACAGCUCGACAACACAUUUCGCGCCUACGCGUUGUCGUGUAGAGGAGGAUUCGACUUUACCCUUCUCUUCGAAGAGACCAUCUUGGGCAUUCUUCCCAUCGGCUUGAUUCUCGCUGUUGCGCCGUUUCGCAUCUCACAUUUAUGGCAGCGCCAGAAUAAAGUUGACCUCUCCAUUCUGUUCUGGAUCAAAACGGUAUCGUGGAUUGCUCUAGGUAUCAUACAGAUUGUCCUCACAGCAUUAUGGGCUCUUCCAUCAGCCAACAGAACCAAGACCUCCAUUGCAGCUAAUGCCAUCUUCGCCGUGGGCGCUUGGGUUCUCUGUCUUCUGUCUUGCGCAGAGCACGUGCGCUCAGUCAAGCCUUCAGUCUUCCUCAAUGUCUACCUCUUCCCUAGUCUUCUCUUUGACAUCGCACGAGUCAGAACCCUCUGGCUGCGCGAUAAUGGCGACGAUAGCAGAACUAUCGCAAUUCUCACCUCUGUCGCGCUGGCUUGGAAGGCGGUCCUGCUGGUCUUGGAAACGGCAGAGAAGAGAAGUAUCCUCAAACCAGAAUACAAGGGAUACCCUCCCGAGGCGACUGGUAGCAUCUUCAACAAGGUCUUCUUCAUCUGGUUGAUUCCUCUGUUCAAGAAUGGUUUCUCUAGGAUUCUUGCAGUCAAUGAUCUCUUUGCGCUGGAAAAGCAAUUGAGCUCUCAGCCACUUCAGGACAAGCUUGAGCCUCUUUGGAAUGAAGGAGAAGGAGAAAACCGAGAGAGUCUGCUGUUUGUCACGUUCAGAGCAUUCAAAUGGGAAAUUCUAUCUGCUGUUCCUCCAAGACUCUGUCUCGCUGCCUUGAAUAUCUGCCAGCCUUUGCUGUUGCAAAGAUCGCUUUCGUAUUCAAGUGAAGUAGUCAACGGUCAAACUAUGAGCAUCGGCUACGGCUUAAUUGGCGCUUAUAUCUUGGUCUAUGUUGGAAUGGGGAUUAUGAUGGGUCAGUACCAACACAUGACAUACCGUUCCAUUACCAUGGUGAGAGGCGCUCUGGUUGCCAUGCUCUACAAAAAAGCCGGUACCCUCAGUGUCAAAGAGGCCGAUCCAGCCGCAGCGCUUACCUUGAUGAGUGCGGAUAUCGAAAGAAUCACCAACGGUUGGCAGACAAUGCAUGAUCUCUGGGGUAACGCUCUCGAGAUUGGAGUGGCUAUCUUUCUUCUUGAAAGACAAUUGGGCGUCGCCUGCGUUGUUCCAGUCGCUGUCUCAGUUGUCGCCCUCCUUGGAUCUAUGAUUGGAAUGGUCUUUGUCAUGAAUCGACAAGCAUUGUGGCUACAGGCCAUCGAGAAGCGUAUCUCGGCGACAACUUCUAUGCUUGGUUCUCUCAAGGGUAUCAAGAUGCUGGGUCUUCAAUCUACGCUUAUGAAGUGUGUACAUGGUUUGCGACUCAGUGAAUUGGACAUCUCUCGGAAGUUCAGAAGACUUUUGGUCUGGAACAUGGGUUUCGCAUGGCUAACCCGCAUCUUCGCGCCGAUCUGCGCAUUCGGGGCUUUUGUCGGAAUCAAGAAUAAUCAAGGAAAUGUAGCUGCAUUCGAUACCUCCGUCGCCUACACCUCUUUGUCGCUCUUCGCACUUCUGUCGGAUCCUCUUUUAACUCUUGUCAUGGCCCUGAUGCAAUUUGCGGGGUCUGCUGGUUCAUUUGCUCGAAUCCAGGAGUUCCUUGAAAAGAAAAGCCACACGGACUAUAGGCACAAGGUUGGCGAGAACUCGAAGGAAGGCUUGGAAGACACGAAAUCCUUGACCCUCGUUGCAGAAUCGGUAGCUGCAGACUCGGAUAUCGCCCCCAGUGAUUCGGUCUCGACACAAUCACUCAAGCUCAAGCGCCCUGGCUCUUCCGUCAAUGUCGAUGCCAUUGCAGUUCGAAACGGCACUUUCUCAUGGGAUGUCGAAAAGGAGCCUACCCUCUCCGACCUGACCCUCGCCAUUCCCAAGGGAAAUUUUACUAUGCUGAUUGGACCCUCUGGGUGUGGAAAAUCAACUCUGAUCAAGUCUUUGCUUGGCGAAGUGCAAUGUGUGAAUGGAAAUGUGGAGCUGCUAUCAAAAAGUAUCGCAUACUGUGAGCAGACCCCAUGGCACAUGAACGGAUCAAUUCAAGACAGUAUUAUUGCCAUGUCAGACCUGGACGAAAGGUGGUACUCCACUGUUCUACACGCUUGUGCUUUGCAGAAAGACUUCGAGCAGUUGCCUCGCGGGGACCAGACAACAAUUGGAAGCAAGGGAAUGGCCCUCAGUGGUGGUCAGAGCCAGCGUAUCGCACUUGCCCGAGCUGUUUAUGCCAGAAAAGAGAUUCUUCUUCUCGAUGAUGGCUUGAGCGGUCUUGAUGCAGCGACUGAAAACCAUAUUUUCCACAAUGUAUUUGGUGAACACGGACUGCUGCGUGAAAUCGGCACCACUGUUGUAUUUGCUUCAUCGUCUGUAAAACGACUUCCCUACUCUGAUCAGGUUAUUGUGCUCAGUCAGGAUGGUCACGUUUUAGAACAGGGAAGCUUCAAAGCCCUGAACGCCACUGGAGGAUAUGUCUCGAGUUUCGCAUUAGGACCAGCUGAAUGGAACUAUGACUACAAGGCAGCAAUUGCAGCUAGCUCGGAUGCCUUUCGCGCACCGAUUAGUUCCCCUCACAAGGCUGAGGACAUUGGGGCAGAGGAGCACGGCAAUGGAGGUGAUCUAUCGAUCUAUCUUUACUACAUUCGAUCUAUUGGCUGGCUGCCCUCUAUUUUCUUCACUGUGAUGAUUGCAGCGUUUGUCUUUUGCUUGUCAUUCCCGAGUAUCUGGGUCAAAUGGUGGGCUGCAUCCAAUGAGGAAGAUCCCAAUGGACGCACAGCAUAUUAUGUUGGCAUUUAUGCAAUGAUCUGUGUCGUUGGCAUGAUUACUCUUCUUCUUGGUACUUGGGAGAUGAUCAUUGACAUGGUACCAAAGUCUGGUGAGAGCUUCCACCGGAGGCUUUUGACCACUGUGUUGAAUGCUCCGAUGCUCUUUCUUUCAUCAACAGACAGCGGCUCCCUUCUCAACAGAUUCAGCCAGGAUUUGCAGCUCAUUGAUAUGGAGCUUCCAGUCGCAGCCAUCAAUACAGUUGCCACCUUUUUCCUCUGCCUUGCACAAAUGAUUUUGAUAGGAGUUGCUUCAAAAUACGCAGCCAUCUCAUUCCCAUUGGUUCUCUUUAUCAUAUAUUCAGUCCAAAAGAUCUACCUGCGUACCUCACGACAAUUGCGUUUCAUGGACAUCGAAGCAAAGGCACCGCUAUUCUCUCAUUUCACAGAUUGUCUCAACGGUCUGGCUACAUUGAGAGCCUACGGAUGGCAACACGCUAUGGAGGAGAAGAACCGUCGUCUUCUCGACUAUUCUCAAAGACCAUUCUACCUCCUGUACGCGAUUCAGCGCUGGCUUACUCUCACCUUGGACAUGGUGGUCGCAGGUAUUGCCAUUGUGCUGAUCGUGCUUGUCGUCGCAUUGCGUGGAACAAUUAGCACAGGCUACGUCGGUGUGGCAUUGUUGAACGUCAUUCAAUUCAGCCAAAGUAUUAAGCUCGUGGUGACAUUCUGGACCAACCUGGAGACACACAUCGGGUCUAUUAUGCGUGUCAAGACUUUUACCGAAAAGGUACAGUCGGAGGACUUGCCAGAUGAAAACGGCAGUGCUCCUGUAGGCUGGCCAUCAAAGGGAGACAUCAAGUUCGAAUCGGUGUCUGCAUCAUAUAAGCCCGAUGAACCAGUCCUCAGCGAUGUGUCUCUUUCUAUCCAGGCCGGUGAAAAGAUUGGUAUCUGCGGACGAACAGGAAGUGGCAAAACAUCCAUGAUAAUGAGCCUCUUCCGCAUGGUCGAGCUCACCUCUGGAUCCAUCACAGUCGACGGCAUGGACAUCUCCAAACUCCCCCGUCAACAAAUCCGCUCCUGCAUCAACGGAGUCUCCCAAGACCCCCUCUUAAUCAAGGGUACCGUGAGAAUGAACGCAGAUCCAACAGGCUGCUGUUUCGAUCGAGACAUCCUGGACGCCCUCAAGAGCGUCCACCUCCUAUCAACAAUCGAAGAGAACGAAGCAGGUCUCGACGCUGACAUCGACGACCUGCAUCUCUCUCACGGCCAAAAACAGCUCUUCUGUCUUGCUCGAGCCAUUCUCCGUCCUGGUAGGAUUCUCGUCCUUGACGAAGCUACAAGCAAUGUCGACACCAAAACCGACGAAAUCAUGCAACGAGUCAUCCGCGAAAAAUUUGGCAACCACACCAUCAUCGCCAUAGCCCACAACCUCGAAACGAUAAUGGACUACGACCGCAUCGUCGUCCUCGACGGCGGUCGUCUCGUCGAGUCUGGAAGCCCUUAUACCCUUCUCACCACUGACGAUUCCUACUUUGCUAAACUCUACGCGAGUGCCAUGAAAGAAGAAUCGGAGUGA